This is a messenger RNA of Lactuca sativa (garden lettuce), 540 nucleotides long. Its product is annotated as signaling peptide TAXIMIN 1. NCBI's taxonomy places the organism in Eukaryota, Viridiplantae, Streptophyta, Magnoliopsida, Asterales, Asteraceae. The record is from RefSeq and is a predicted model, not a curated record.
GUGGAGUGUGGGGUGGGGUUGGUUGUGUAUAGCUGUCAGAGUAGUUUAUCUUGUUUGCUACCGUCUAUUGUGUUCUCCGUCAACAAGCGUCAACGUUUCCUUAAAUCAAUCCUUAUCUUCUUCUUCUUCUUCCUCUAAAUUCCAAAUUCAGUUCAAUCAUUACAUCCAAAUUCAGAAUCAAUCUCACCAGAAGAAAUGUGUUGUUGCGGCGGUGAUGACGACGACUGUAGAUGCAGACCGUUAGGGUUUCUCUUAGGCCUACCGUUCGCCUUCGUCGCCCUCAUCCUCACUAUCAUCGGCGUCGUCAUCUGGAUCGUCGGGUUGAUCUUGAGCUGUUUAUGCCCUUGUUGUUUCUGUGUAACGGUGAUCGUAGAGUUGGCGAUAUCGUUGAUCAAAGCUCCAUUCUCUGUCAUGAAAUGGUUUACUGAACAAAUUCCUUGUUAGUUCCUUUUGUUUGGAUACAUGAAUAUGAAAUCUGAAUCGUUUUAUCUUUUGUAUAAUUCUUCUCAAUAAUUUAUAUAUAUAUAUUUUUUUCUUGGA